Molecule: messenger RNA, 1450 nt
Organism: Aspergillus eucalypticola CBS 122712
Lineage: Eukaryota; Fungi; Ascomycota; Eurotiomycetes; Eurotiales; Aspergillaceae
Product: ESCRT-III subunit protein VPS24
Exons: 2
Coding region: 324-1010 (228 amino acids)
Biological process (GO): endosome transport via multivesicular body sorting pathway; late endosome to vacuole transport; protein transport
Cellular component (GO): multivesicular body; ESCRT III complex
Source: RefSeq, a predicted model, not a curated record
GCACCGCAGCAGCCAGCAGCCAUGCAAUAGUCCACAUCCUGGUUGGUGCGCCUCUUCUACACGUCCCCCCGCCAUCUGGCUUCACCGGCGUUAUUGCUUGAUCGUCAGAAGGUCAACUACCACUCUCUUCACCGCAUAAUUGUGUGAGAAGACCUCUUACCACCUCGAAUUCACACCCCGCCGUAUUGCAAGGUCACUUCAGGUUCGACCGAUUCAGCACCCUGACAACAUCCCAUCCGAGUAUUCCCGCUUCAAGCCAAAGUAGACAUUUUGCAGCUAUAGAUAUCGAUCUGUGAACCCGUAUCAUCCUCGCGCCAGUCAGCAUGGAGACCCUCAAAGCAGUCUUUUUCGGGCCGGAUCCUCAAACGCAGAUGAGGAAAUGUAAUCAGCUUAUCCGCGCCAAUACCCGACAGUUGGAUCGGGACAUCGCACAACUGAAGACUCUGGAAAGCAAGACACGACAGUACAUCAUGAAUUCAUCGAAGCGGGCCCAGCGCAAUCCCUCCCAGGCCAAGCAGGCCAACAUGGAGGCUAAGACAUUUGCGCGAGAGCUUGUUCGCAUUCGCAAGCAGUCCACCCGUUUACACACCAGUCGCGCCCAACUGCAGAGCGUUCAGAUGCAGGUCAACGAGGCCUUUUCAGUUCGGAAGAUUCAAGGCAGCUUGAAGAAGUCUACGGGCAUCAUGAAGGACGUCAACACAUUGGUCCGGAUGCCCGAGUUGAAUGCCACGAUGCGUCAGCUGUCGACGGAACUGGUGCGGGCUGGAAUCAUCGAGGAGAUGGUCGAUGAUGCCAUCCCGAACAACGAAUUGCUGGAGGAAGAGGAAGAGGAAGCAGAGGAGGAGGUCGACAAGGUCCUGCAGGAGAUCCUGCACGGCAAGCUGUCUCAGGUCGAAGGGGUUCAGCCCGAGAAGCCAUUGGAAGAGGCUCCAGAACCGGAGGACGAGUUCGCGGAUCAAGAAGCGACACUCGAGCAGAUGCGGGGACGCCUCGAAGCCUUGAAGAGCUGAGGAACAUUGAAGACGAUUGCUUGCAUCUGCGUCUUGGCUGAUGUGACGAGAACAGUGGAUUACAAGAUGCCACUCAAUACGGAUUUCUUUCCUUUCAUGUUGUGAACGGCGUUUGGGUAGGAUGGCGGGCGUCUUUGGGAUGAUCGUAAGUACCGGUUGAGCUUAUUUCGUCCUAAUGUUGACUACGGGACUGGCCCUUUAUUGGGAGCUUUGAGCGGAUUGAGCUGUUUCUGUUGAUAUGAAGACUUUUUUCCGAGAAUAUCCCUGCUCGUAAAUAUACUUCAUCAUCUUUUCUUCCAUGCAACUUCGGGUUCGACUGGGCUUUGAUUGCUCUAAUUGAGUUUUUGGGCAGCAGGGGCUCUUGGCGGCAGCGGAAGGUUACAGAUAAGCGCGAGCUUAUGAGUCUGGACUCAUAUGUUGGAUUGAAAUGAAUAUACGAG